AAUAUUCAGAAGGUUGCACAAACUGCUUAUCGUUUAUUUUCACGGAUAUGUGGUAAUUCUGAUGUACUGUUAAGUAGUCAGAAUGUCGGACUUCUCACGUCGAUGAUGAAUAAUAUCAAAGACAAAGACGUCAAUUUUGACAUGUCGAAGAUCUCAUUAGAAUCUGAGACCCCAGUAUCUUAUAUUGACAUUUACGAAGACCCGGUAAUGACAAUGGCAAUUUUUAUUAUUCGCGAUGGUUGUAAGAUACCACUGCACGACCACCCAGGGAUGUAUGGAUUUUGUAAAGUUAUUCAUGGAAGUGCACGAAUGAAAUCGUUCAGUGAUCCACAAAAUUUCAAUGGUAACCCACCUGAAAAUAUUGCCAGUAAAAUCAGACCUUACCUGAGACACUCAAUUAAACCGGUUGUUCUAGAAGAGGAAUCCACCAUUAGUUCAGAAGACAAUUGUUGUGUUGUAACACCUAAUCAUGGCACUUAUCACGAACUUAUAGCAGUGAAUGGACCUGUUGCAUUUUUAGACAUUCUUGCACCAUCGUAUGAUCAUGCUUCAGGUGCCAGAAUAUGUCAGUAUUAUGAGGAAAUUAAAGGACAAAAUGAAGAUAUCAAACACCUUGGAAAACCCCUUAUAUGGUUCACACCAAUUAGUCAACCAAGUGAUUUCUGGUGUGAUCCUGAAGAAUAUGAAGGCCCUUCUAUUGUAGAUGCUUUAAAAGAAAUUGUUUAAUAGUUUCAUGCAUAUUUUACCUACUAUAUAUAUAU
Molecule: messenger RNA, 761 nt
Organism: Mytilus trossulus (common blue mussel)
Lineage: Eukaryota; Metazoa; Mollusca; Bivalvia; Mytilida; Mytilidae
Product: 2-aminoethanethiol dioxygenase-like
Exons: 1
Cellular component (GO): mitochondrion
Molecular function (GO): oxidoreductase activity, acting on single donors with incorporation of molecular oxygen, incorporation of two atoms of oxygen
Source: RefSeq, a predicted model, not a curated record